GCCUGGACAUGCAAUACGUGGCAUUACGUAGUACAAACAAAAUUUGCUUGUACGUCUGUGUACGAAUUAAACGGAUCAACCAGUCUAAAAUCUUCAUCGCAUGAUUCGCAUCAUAUGAUCAAUGAGAAUGGCUUCAAAGCUAGGAAGCUAUUGUUAUCAUCUUCAUGGCAUCAGUGCCACUGAUUCGUCACCCCUGAAGUCUUCCGGAUUUUCUUCUCUCUCUUCUACUUUCUCUCUGUACCUCUCCUCUUCAAGUUCAAGCCCAUUACGAUACCAGAAGACUAACACUCUUUCGUUUCCUUAUUUUUACCACCACUACAGCUCUUUUUUGUCUAACAGUACCACUCGGUCCACUGCUACUAGAUUAGUAUUGUCAGCCUCAAAAAUGGCUACUGGGGUGCAAGAGACUCUUCCACCUGCCCUCGACUCGACUUCAGACCCACCUGCAAUCUUCGAUGGAACUACAAGGCUGUAUAUAUCUUACAUAUGCCCCUAUGCACAACGCGUAUGGAUUAUUCGGAAUUAUAAGGGACUACAGGAGAAGAUAAAAUUGGUUCCUAUUGACCUACAAAACAGGCCAGUUUGGUACAAGGAGAAAGUUUACCCACCAAACAAGGUGCCAUCUUUGGAGCACAAUAAUAAAGUUAUGGGGGAGAGUCUUGAUUUGAUCAAAUACAUUGACAGUAACUUUGAAGGGCCUUCUCUUUUCCCUGAUGAUCCAUCCAAGAAAGAGUUUGCAGAGGAGUUGCUGUCAUACACUGAUUCGUUCUAUAAUGCUGUGACUGCUUCUUUCAAGGCAGACGGAAAUGAUGGAGCUGGUGCUGCAUUCGAUUACAUUGAGAUGGCUCUUUCCAAAUUCGACGAUGGACCUUUUUUCCUGGGUCAGUUCAGUCUGGUGGACAUAGCUUAUGCGCCAUUCAUUGAAAGAUAUCAGCCCUUCUUGCUGGAUGUGAAGAACUAUGACAUUACUGUAGGCAGACCAAAACUGGCAGCAUGGAUUGAGGAGAUGAAUAAAAAUGAAGCUUACAGUCAAACUCGAUGCGAUCCAAAGGCAGUUGUCGAAAGCUAUAAAAAACGUUUCUUGUCUCAGCUCUGAAUUCUGCAUGAGUGGGGAAGUGCUGAUGGAUUGUCUUCCAAAUUCUGAAUGAGGAAGUGAAAUAAAUUAGUAUACUUGUAUUUGUGUGUUAUUUUUCGUAUUUUACUCAAGACUUUUCGUGUAUUUUUGGGUGUUGGUGCUUCAUAUUUGAAAAUUUUUGUGCAACUACGUGGGUUACCUUUUAUCUAUUACUCAAGCAGAUUUUUUUUUUGGGUACUGUAUCAUUUCUAAAGUUACGAUCUAAUCAAAUUAUGGCCCAAUAUGACCAAUGUUGGAUUGAUGAUCCCAAGUAUUUUUGGAUCAGUCAAAAGGUUUUAAAUGUUG
Ilex paraguariensis (yerba mate) is the source of this 1420-nucleotide messenger RNA. Lineage: Eukaryota; Viridiplantae; Streptophyta; Magnoliopsida; Aquifoliales; Aquifoliaceae. The record is from the annotation of a GenBank genome assembly.